Olea europaea var. sylvestris is the source of this 626-nucleotide messenger RNA. RefSeq lists its product as uncharacterized. The transcript is spliced from 3 exons. The coding region runs from base 188 to 421 and encodes 77 amino acids. Lineage: Eukaryota; Viridiplantae; Streptophyta; Magnoliopsida; Lamiales; Oleaceae. The record is from RefSeq and is a predicted model, not a curated record.
CACAAACAGGUGCAUAAACAGAAAAAGGCGACUUCAAGACGUUUCACUGAACAUCCCUGCUAUAUAUGUUCCCAGUUUUGUCCUCGAUCCCCCUGCCACUGUUAUUCGGAGCCCGCCUCCGCGCACAGCUUGGGUUUCUAGAAGUUAUAGAUUUUCCGAUCAUCAGAAGACAAGGGUAGAGGCAUAAAUGGGUGGAGGCAAUGGUCAAAAGGCCAAGAUGGCUCGUGAAAGGAACUUGGAAAAUAAGAAAACCGCGAAAGGAAGCCAGCUCGAGGCCAACAAAAAAGCUAUGAAUAUUCAGUGCAAGGUGUGUAUGCAGACUUUUAUGUGCACCACGUCGGAGGUGAAGUGCAAGGAACAUGUUGAAGCAAAGCACCCCAAAGCCGAUAUAGUCACUUGUUUCCCUCAUCUUAAAAAGUGAAUAUACUUAGUGGUCUAAAGUUACGCAGAGAAGGGUAAUAUUGUUGGCAUUCUGACAUGUCUGAUAAUAUUCAAUAGCUAGAAAAGUUGUGGAUUUGUGUGUAUUUGUCUAGUUGUUUGUUGGAAUGUAAAAACAUGUUUGUAGUUUGCUCGUGAAUCCCAGUGAUGACUUUCCGUGUGAAGAAUACAUUUUAUUUUAAAUGUUA